UGUCAUCUUUAGGCCAUUCUCCGGCACAAAUAAAUCUGUAGGGAAAAUGUCCUGGAAUUUCGCAGGUCUCUUGAAGGGGUUUUACAGGUUAUUUUCCCUCAGCUGGGACCUACGUGACCAGAAACCUCUCACUUGUUUGAAGCCUCAAGCUUCAGUUUGAACUGGUAUUUCGAGCUCUUGCACUUUUCACCUUUCAUGAACGACCCUCUUGCCAAUUAUAACUUGAAGCUUGCGCCUGCCACCUGCUAUCCUUAUGCGACGUCUACAUCUUAAGCGCUCAUUAUGUCGUCGUCCCCGAAAACGUCCGCGACGCCCUCCAGAACCCCCGAUCCUCUGAAUCCGCUACAAGGUUCUACAAUGCCUUCACGCAAUCGGUCACUAGGUCGCGACGUCCAUAUCUACGAUGCUAACGACCGCACUACUGUUCUCGGUGGCUUAAUCCUUACAAAUGGCGUCACGAAUGCCAACUUCUACUCAAUGGUGGAGAUUAUCGUCUUGUUCAUAACUGAUUUCGAACUACAAAACGAAGAGAGCACCAAGAUCCAAAAGACUGACGAUCCGCUUCGGCCGGGGAAUUACUACAUUCAUGCCGCUGGUUCUUUCUCGGUUAACAACGAGUCGUGGCUAGUCCGUACAAUAUCUCAUGCCAGUGGAACUCGUACCCAGUGUUUCCGCGAUGCUGUACGCUCACGAGAUCGUCGGUGCGUUAUAUCUGGGGAGGUGGCAAUCUCGGCGCAAUUCGACCGCUGGGACGGCUUUGAGGCCGCGCACAUAUUUCCAAUAGCCUACGAAGGUCAUUGGAAGGAUCAUGGCUACGACCGCUGGAUUACUAUUCAACCAGACAACGGCGGAGCAAUCAACUCAGUACAAAACGGGUUAUUGCUUGAUUCUUCCGUACACCAACUCUUUGACAAUUACAUCUUCUCUAUUAAUCCAGACGACGAUUAUAAGAUUGUGUUCUUUGACCUUGAUAGAAAAAGUCUUGCCGGCAAGAAUCUCGACCGACAGCUACUUGAUGAUCCUCAACGGCCUAUUGAUCAGCUACUACGAUGGCAUUUCAGGCAGGCUGUUCUAGCAAAUAUGAGAGGCGCUGGCGAGCCUUACUUUGAGCAUGACUUCCCUCCUGGCUCCGACAUAGUUGGCGAUAUACUAAGUGGCUCGAAGGCUGCUGAAAGGAUGGAGUUUGAGUUAUUCAAUCGCCUGGCAGCUCAAGUUCCAGUGCACGGCAUAUCUCAAAGUCAACAGAAGGCUGGGCAAGACUCCGGGUGAGGGCUUGGCGGCGCUAAACCCGAAAUGAGGGAGACUAAACCGGAAGAGGGAAGUUACCAGCUCCUCAGUCUCCCUACUUAACUAAAGAUGCUGGUAGAACGUCCUGAGAAUUCUCAGGUUCCUAGAGGGGGUUUUGCAGGAUAUUUUCUCUCAGCGCUUUCAUCCUUGUGCCAAGACACCC
This is a messenger RNA of Eremomyces bilateralis CBS 781.70, 1450 nucleotides long. RefSeq lists its product as uncharacterized. The transcript is spliced from 3 exons. The coding region runs from base 283 to 1269 and encodes 328 amino acids. The record is from RefSeq and is a predicted model, not a curated record. Lineage: Eukaryota; Fungi; Ascomycota; Dothideomycetes; Eremomycetales; Eremomycetaceae.